CUGUAGCCUGGUCCUGUUAUUGCACUUGCCGCUGCAGGUCGUUUGCCUGGAUUUCAUUGGGCGAUGCAGCACCUUGAAGGUGUUAAUGCGGUUGUCGUGUUGUAAACAAAAAUAUGUCAGCGGGAUCGGAGAGGGGUUUGUCUUGGCUUUUUAAGGAACCUCCCCGAGAAAUUGAGCGCAAGACAAUGAGGAAUGUGAGAAGCGGAUUGCGCUGCGCCGAGCUUUUCCACAUUGCUUCUGUUUUGCAGCCAUGAGGAGAGGACAAGUCACAUCCAAGGCGCAGCCUCUCCGCCGGCUUCCCGCACCGUGAGGACGCAGCGAUGCCCGGGCAGACGGAGGAUCCGUCUGCGUCCCGCCGCCUCGGCCUGGCCUCCCACCGCCUCCAGACGCUGAACCCCGGCCACGACUUCCCAUGAGGCCGCCACCAGAACUCCGCUCGACCGUUCUGUAUGGGGCCUCUCACAUAUGAACUGACAUGGAGGAUGAAGAUGGGACUUGUCUACUUGAUGUUUUGUGUGACCCCCAAGCCCUGAACGACUUCCUUCAUGGGACCAAUGAGCUGCAGACUGAAGACCUGCUCAUUAACUCCUCCUCUGGGGAGCCCUCCCUCUUCACAGAUGCCCCGAGCCCCGUCUCUCUGCUGGGAGAUGGCAGGGAUUCCCCAGACACACCUCCACCCGGGUGUGUGGAUCUGUCCUUCUUGGAGGAGGCCCUCAUGUCAUCACCAGAGGAUGGAGAAGACCCACAGGUGGUGCAUAGUGGAUUACCUGUGGAGGCUGGAUGUGAGGCGAAGAACAGAGAAGUGGAGAUAGCAGAGGAGGCGGAGGUGGCAUGUGAUAUCCUCCAGCAGAGCCUCCAGGAGGCUGAGAUCACAGAGCAGACCAUGGCUCUGGAGGCAGGGCUGACCCAAGCAGGGGACAGUCUGUCCCUGUACUCACCUGCCCCUCUUCUCUCUCCACCCACCAUGCCAUUUGUAUCCAAGUCUGUGACCUUGCCUGUCACCCCAGCAUUGCCCAGAGACACCCAGGCAGCAGUGGAGCCUCCCCAGCCAUCCCUCCUGGCUGUAGGGCCUGGCUGCCCUUCUCUAAAACCCGCUGCUCCUCCUCAGCUGAUGGGACUCCUGCCUGGAAAUGUGUUUCCUGCUGCUUCACCGGAGACCUCUUUCUCUCUGAGUCCUGCCCAGGGCUCCAGUAUGAUCAUCCACAAGGCUGUUCCAAGUAUGACUAGUCGUGCUCUCAUCACUCCGACCAUGAGACAAACAGCAGCAGCACCAGGAAUCGUCCUGCAGAGGGCCCCUCUCCCCAUCCAGCCCAAGCUCCCCAUCAACAUUCAGCCCAGACUGGUUCAAAUUAGCCCCAAGCCUUCUGGGCAGAAACCCACUCCAGGUCUUACAUUUGUUCCCGGGACUGCCUCACCAAAUAUUUUACUGUCUCAGGCUCCAGGCCAGAAGCCUGCAGCUCUGCCUCCACAGCCCAGCCAGCAGCUCCCCAAACCAGUCAGCCUGCAGUUGGUCAACCAGGGCGGCUCCUUUGUGCUCCAGCCUCAGGGACUCUUUCAAGGCCAAAACCAGUUUCUUCUUCCAGGCCAGUCCCCUGUUACAAUCUCCCAGCCUCCCAGUGCAGCUCGACCACUGCUGACUCACACUCACCAAGGCCCGUCGAUCCACAGCUUGGCUCCCUCCACUGGGCAGCUCGUAGACGGCUCUCAGAUCCUAACUGUGCCCCAAAGACAGCUGAACUUCAGCCCCGUCUUUACCACCCCCACAGGGCAGCUAGCGCUCCGCCAGGCCACUGUGCUUUCAGGACCCUUGCAGUUACAGUCAGCACCCCCUACUGUCUUCCAGAUGCCAGCACAGCUGCCUGGAGCCUACACUCCAGUUGGGCAAGGGCAGCGUGCCACCCUGGUCCACAGUCCUGCUCUUGGCAACCACAUAACCUUGAUCAACAGUUCAGGGGUGCUUCCCCCAGAUCUCACUUCCAUCUCGAUCGUUAAUGGCCCCUCUGUGGUUCAGGGGCUGCCCUUUGCUGCCCAGGGCCCAGCUCCUCAGACGGGAGUGACAGAAGGACAGCUGAGCCUCCAGCAGGCGGCUGUGGUGCUGAUGCCAGAGAGAGCUGUCCCAGAGGAGAGGAUCAGUGCACAGGAGACUUUCCACCAACUUGCACAGCCCUAUGGCCACGUUCUCCAACACGUCUCGGUGCAGCCCACCUCUGCCGGGCUGCAGGCCUCCUCUCCUCCCGUGCUCACAGUCUUACAGCCUCCUCCUGAACCACCUCUGGCCCCUGAUCCAACUGUGGAGAUGCCCAAACUUUUGAUGCCCCCAGCAGAUUUGACCCAAGUAGUGGAAGAGGUGACCCAUUCGAUGAGCCAGAACCAGGCCUUUAUGCAACAUCUGCAACAGCAAGCACUUAGUUCUCCCAUCACAUCUGAACUGUUGGUUGGAGCGCUGCCAGUGGUACCGAUGGAGUCUCUCACUACCCCUGAGGCCAGUGAGAGAGAGACCCAACCUCAGGCCCACGCGGUCUUUGAUCAGGACACCCACACUGUGAUGUCUGAUCAGUGCGUUGAGCCCUCUCCGCUGCACUCAGACCCUGAGGACACACCGUUGCUCUGCCCCUCUCCUCCGAUUCAGGACAGCGGGAGAACAGCUCUGGCAACGUUCUCCCCUCCAGCUGGACCUCACAUUAGUCUAUCGGGACCUGAGAGUUCAGUCACUCAGACCACAGCUCCCCAGCCUCACAUCAAGCCCCAGGUCCAGUACCAUUUCCCUCAUCAGCUCCAGGUCUCACAGGCCUUGUUUGCUCAGAACCAGGUGCAGAUCCAGUCAUCUGUUUCUCAGCCUCUGCCCCAGGUCCAGACCUCAGUUCCCCAGGUCCGAGUCCAGUUGUCUGCUUCCCAGCCUCUGUCGUCGGUCCGUACUUCAGCCCACAGCAGUCCGCCCCCUCUGCAUUUCAGCGACUCGGUGCCUCAGCAGCAGCCUGAACCCACAGCUGUGUCUGCUGGUCUCUCCAAAGGAGGAGACGACGCCGCUGUCCAACAGCACACACAGAACAAGCCAACCGCUGCCUUGGCCAUGGAGAGUACAGCGUUUACUCUUGAUGUCCAUCCACCCUCUCCUGCAGCCCAGACUGUCCAGGCUCACGGCCCCCCACCUCCCACAGAGUGUGCCCCCGUCCAGUUGAGCCAGCAGGCCGGCACCAAGCUGGCAGGCCGUCGGGAGCAGCAGAGAGAGGAGAGGCUCACACCAGCAAUGCGCAGGCACAGGUUCCAGCAGCAGCUCUGUUCGGACCCAGCCCGGCCUUUUCCACGCUGA
Messenger RNA from Monopterus albus (swamp eel), 3310 nucleotides. RefSeq names its product glioma tumor suppressor candidate region gene 1 protein. The transcript is spliced from 11 exons. Gene Ontology annotation, cellular component: SWI/SNF complex. The coding region runs from base 476 to 3310 and encodes 944 amino acids. The record is from RefSeq and is a predicted model, not a curated record. Lineage: Eukaryota; Metazoa; Chordata; Actinopteri; Synbranchiformes; Synbranchidae. Gene Ontology annotation, biological process: positive regulation of DNA-templated transcription.